GCACAGGGCUCGCGGUAAACUCUUUGAGAGAGGAGCACAUCAUCCAGAGCUUGUUUAAGGUGGGUGUGACGCACAACAUCUUUACAACAGAAGAAGUACACGAGGAUUUUUUGUUUUUCGGCCGUGCUCCCUGGUAAAAUCGACCUGCAGCGCAGUCUUUAAGAUGGCAACCUCCCAAGAUAUUGUGAUCAAGGAGCUCGACAAGAGGGCCUCUGGCCAAGCCUUUGAGGUCAUCCUGGGUACUCCUGCCCCAGAUGCCAAGGCUGAAUUCCCCCUGUCUCCUCCCAAGAAGAAGGAUGUGUCGCUGGAGGAAAUUCAGAGGAAGCUGGAUGCCGCAGAGGAGAGACGCAAGAACCAUGAAGCUGAAGUGCUGAGGCACUUGGCUGAGAAGCGCGAGCAUGAAAAGGAAGUGCUCCAGAAAGCCAUGGAGGAGAACAACAACUUCAGUAAGAUGGCCGAGGACAAGCUCAACCAGAAGAUGGAGGCCAACAAAGAGAACCGCACGGCACUUAUGGCGGCGAUGAAUGAGAAAUUCAAGGAGAAGGACAAGAAGUUGGAAGAGGUGCGCAAGAACAAGGAAACCAAAGAUGGCUCUGAAGACUGAAGGCUGCGGAUGGGGGCUUGUACAGGGUUUUUUACGUAUCCAAAGAUUGAUUUAUUUUUUGUUCGACCAGUAUUUUUGCUGUGUUCACUACCCACCUUUUUGAAAUAAAUCCCAAGUUAUACUCUGUGAAUUUAUCCUGCUAUAAGUGUACUUGCGCUGGUUUUACAUGUGGAUCAUUUCCCCCACUUGAGUCCGUUCCAUUUGAUAUGUAGCUUUGUCAGUGCAGCUUCUGCCCGCUUUGGAAAUUAGCAGUGUGUACUUAUCCUGUUCUUUUUGAGGAAGCAUGUUUCUAUGCAUAGGUCUUUAAUCCCUGCCUAUUUCAUAGUGAGUUUUGAGAUAAAAUGUUCAUGUGAACCACACCUGUUCUUGGCACUUACUGUAUAUUAAAAUAAAAAAGUAGCACAAGUUUUGACCAAGGCGUCGGCUGUUAUACGUUUCGUGCGGCUUUGCUACCCAGAUUCUGCCAGUUUGCUCCUGCUGAUUCUUUGCUUUUGUAAAACUAUUGGGUUGUCUUCAACGCACAUGGCUUCUUGCUGUACAGGUGUGAAUUAACAUGCCAGACAUGGAGAUGGAUGCCACCUUGAACAUCACUUAGCGGUGGUCUACACAUGGAAUGCAAACGAGCAAUACACUUUGGCAUCUCGGUAGAUACAGUGGCUAGUUGACUUGAACUGUUGUACUAAAACAAAUAAAAAUGUAAACUCAC
Molecule: messenger RNA, 1310 nt
Organism: Anarrhichthys ocellatus (wolf-eel)
Lineage: Eukaryota; Metazoa; Chordata; Actinopteri; Perciformes; Anarhichadidae
Product: stathmin-like
Exons: 6
Coding region: 164-604 (146 amino acids)
Biological process (GO): regulation of microtubule polymerization or depolymerization; neuron projection development; microtubule depolymerization
Cellular component (GO): neuron projection; cytoplasm
Molecular function (GO): tubulin binding
Source: RefSeq, a predicted model, not a curated record